Molecule: messenger RNA, 1316 nt
Organism: Protobothrops mucrosquamatus (brown spotted pit viper)
Lineage: Eukaryota; Metazoa; Chordata; Lepidosauria; Squamata; Viperidae
Product: protein diaphanous homolog 2
Exons: 9
Coding region: 37-1203 (388 amino acids)
Biological process (GO): actin filament polymerization
Cellular component (GO): actin filament; cytoplasm
Molecular function (GO): actin binding; microtubule binding
Source: RefSeq, a predicted model, not a curated record
AAGACAGUGGAGAAUGUGGAGGAAAAGAAGAUAAUAAUGCCCAAGAAGAAAGUUAAAGAAUUAAGAAUAUUGGAUGGGAAGACUGCGCAGAAUUUGUCUAUUUUCCUGGGAUCUUUCCGCAUGCCUUACGAAGAAAUAAAACACAUUAUAUUAGAAGUAGAUGAAGCAAAACUGAGUGAAGCAUUAAUUCAGAACUUGGUUAAGAAUCUCCCUGAACAAAAAGAACUUAAUGCCUUAGCUGAACUGAAGAAUGAAUAUGAUGAUCUCUGUGAGUCAGAGCAGUUUGGAGUUGUGAUGAGCUCAGUGAAACUGCUGCAGCCUCGUCUCAACGGGAUCCUUUUCAAGCUCACGUUUGAAGAGCACAUCAACAACAUCAAGCCCGGCAUCAUGGCUGUCACGAUCGCGUGUGAGGAGCUGAAGAAGAGUGAAAGCUUCACUAAGCUUUUAGAACUGGUGCUGAUGAUUGGGAACUACAUGAAUUCCGGCUCAAGAAAUGCCCAAUCGCUGGGUUUUAAUAUCAGUUUCCUUUGCAAGAUUAGAGACACAAAAUCAUCUGAUCAAAAAACAACCCUGUUGCAUUUCCUGGCUGAUAUUUGUGAAGAGAAAUAUCAAGACAUCUUAAAAUUCCCUGAUGAACUUGAACAUGUAGAAAGUGCCAGCAAAGUUUCAGCUCAAAGUCUUAAAAGCAAUCUUGAUUCCAUGGGACACCAGAUACAGCGUUUGGAAAAUGACAUCAAGAAAUUCCCCAAAAUAGAAGAUCCUUAUGAUAAAUUCGUUGAAAAAAUGAUCAGUUUUGCCAAGAGUGCCAAAGAACAAUACGAAAAGUUAUCAAACAUGCAUAACAACAUGAUAAAGCUGUAUGAUAAUUUGGGAGACUAUUAUACUUUUGAUUCCAAAUCUGUCACUGUUGAGGAAUUCUUUGGAGACCUUAGUACAUUCCGCACAUUAUUUUUGGAAGCGUUGAAGGAGAACCAUAAAAGGAGAGAAAUGGAGGAAAAGACCAAGAGAGCCAAACUUGCCAAAGAGAAAGCAGAACGCGAAAAAUUGGAGCGGCAGAAGAAGAAAAAGCAGCUGAUUGACAUGAAUAAAGAAGGGGACGAGACAGGAGUGAUGGAUAAUCUGUUGGAAGCACUGCAGUCUGGGGAAGCGUUCAGGGAUCGCAGAAAACGGAUGCCAAGGCCUCAAGGUAGGAUAAACAAUUGAAUUUGGGGCAGGGGCAUGAAAAUAUAGCUGUUGUUUGAAAGCAUAGGAGUGGGACACGGUUCUUGUGGGGAAGCCCUUUCUGAGUUUCAAUGGAAGUAUCUUUUGGUUUAGAA